Messenger RNA from Nelumbo nucifera (sacred lotus), 2632 nucleotides. RefSeq names its product glutamate receptor 2.8-like. The record is from RefSeq and is a predicted model, not a curated record. Gene Ontology annotation, molecular function: ligand-gated monoatomic ion channel activity. NCBI's taxonomy places the organism in Eukaryota, Viridiplantae, Streptophyta, Magnoliopsida, Proteales, Nelumbonaceae. Gene Ontology annotation, cellular component: membrane.
UUUCUUAACAAGUAUUCCCGAUCGAGUACAAUCUUCAUUUAGCGAUGAAGUAUCAAUCUUACCAUUUUUUUCUUCUAUUCUUAUGCUCAUCCCUAAGCUUCUAUCCAAAUAUGACCAAGGGCAGCCAUGUCAGCAUCACUUCCUUGUUUCAUGUUGGCGUCGUUCUUGAUUCGAAUUCUGUGGUUGGAAGUGCUGUCUGGAGAUGCAUUGAAAGGGCACUCUUGGACUUUUAUGCCAUUCAUCCAAGCUAUGGCUCUAGAAUUAUACUCCGUGUAAGGGAUUGGAAGGGUGAUGCCUACUUCAGCGCAGUAUCUUUAGCCAUGGAUUUAAUAGAAGAUGUCGGAGUGCAGGCCAUUAUUGGGCCAGAUGAUUUCUUGGUCGCCUUGGGAAACAAAGUUCACAUACCAAUAUUUUCCUUCUCUUCAUACAAUUUUAGCCUCUCACCUUCCCAAUUUCCUUACUUUGUGCGAAUUGCACAAAAUAAAGACUCAUCCCACGUCAAAGAAAUUGCCGGCAUUGUGCAAGCAUAUCAGCGGAGAGAAGUAUCUGUCAUUCAUGAUGACACUGAUGAAAGUGAAGUAGUAAUACCGUACCUUAUUGAUGCCCUCCGAGAGAUAGGUGCUCAAGUACGCCAAAGAAUUAUCUUGCCCUAUACUGCAGAAACCGAAGUGAUCAUGGAUACCCUGUUCAUGCUAGAAGGAACCAAAACAAGAGUCUUCAUCGUUCAUCUCUGUCAUUCUCUUGGCUCCUCUUUUAUCUUGCAAGUCAAGGAGGCGGGAAUGAUGAAACCUGGGUACUUGUGGAUUGCUACUAGUGCUGGACUUACUGAUCCUACCGUCCAUAAGCACUCUACUUUCUGCCGUUCCGGUGAAGGAGUUAUAAUAGGAGUGAAGCCUAAGUUGCCACCAUCUCAGGUCGCUCAUAUGUUUGAAAAUCACCGGAGGAGACAAGUUCAAAAGGAAGACAUAGACAUGGAGAAAAUUAAACUCAACGUAUAUGCAGCUCUCUGGGCAUAUAACGCACUAUGGGUCAUGACAAAUGCAGUAGAAAAAGCUGAUUUUGGUUCAACCAAGAACUUUUGGUCUACUGCAGAUGAUUUAUCCAAAAUGCUUGCCCCCAAAUUUGAGAUGGUUAAUGCGACAGAAAGACAAAAUCAAGACAAAUCUGGAAAUCCAACCCAUGGGUCUGUCAUUUCACGGCGUUUAUUGACCAGCUCAGGAAAUGCAACAGAGAACAUUUUGCCCAACUCUACUGUACAACCUGAAGUUACAUGUAAAAAUGCUAGUGAUGUUGAAAUUUUGAAGAUUGCGGUCCCUUAUAAUACCACGUUUGAUAGCUUUGUUAGUGUGAGAAACAGUAUGUUCAAUGGUUUCUCAAUAGAAGUUUUUGACGCUGUUAUGAGUAAGCUACACUAUUGUUACAAGUAUGUGGCAUUUGAUUUUGGAGACUCUUACAACAGUAUGACGGAUAUGGUAUACCAUCAGGAAUUCGAUGGAGCAGUAGGAGACAUAACAAUUACAGCGCAUAGAUUGAACAUUGUGGACUUCACUCAACCAUACACUGGUUCUGGAGUUCGCAUGAUUGUACCAAUACAGCACGAGAGAGAUACAGAUGGUUUAUGGUGGUUUUUCAAGCCAUUUACACUGCAACUGUGGUUAACUACCUUUGUUGUCUUCAUCUUGAAAGGAGUAUUGGUAUGGCUCUUUGAGAAUGGAAAAAAUCCUGAGUUCCAGGGCGAACAUCAGUUGGGGAGGGUUCUUUACUUUUCCUUCUCGCUAUUUGUUUUUGCACAAAAAGAAAAUCUUCAGACCAACUACUCUAGAUUCGUAAUAUACUUGUGGAUGUUCACAUUGUUCGUUAUUGUGGCAAGUUAUAAUGCAAACCUAACUUCCAUCUUAACGGUGGACAACCUACGACCGUCCGUUACAAGUCUUGAUCAAUUGGUCAACGAUGGAAGUUAUGUUGGGUAUCAAAAGGGGUCUUUUGUGUAUGAUCUGUUGAAGGAGAGAUUCCCUAAAGAAAAGCUUAUAAACCUUUCUACACCUACCGAAUUUGCACAAGCUUUAUCAAACAAAAGUGUUGCUGCAAUUGUUGAAGAAGUCCCAGUUAUUAAUGUAUUUCUAAAGAUGUACUGCAACCAGUUCACCAUAGCUGGACCGACUAUUCAAACCGGAGGGUUUGGCUUUGCAUUUCAGAAAAAGUACUCCACUAUGAUAUCUGAAGUGUCUGAACAAAUUUUGGCGAUUUCUGAAAAUCAAGUGUUGGAUGGAAUUGAAAAUAAAUAUUUUGGACAUCAAACAUGUUUGGACCCUUCUGUACAGCCUUCGUAGCAUAUACUUUGUUGUUGGAAUAGGUUCUGCUUCUGCUCUCCUUGUUUAUUUUAUUUGCUUAUGGCGACGUAAAUGUGAGGAUAAUGAUCAAAAUGGACAACCCCAUUUGGCUACAACCCAGGAGAUUGCACAUCAUGAACACGAUGGACAACCACAGCUGACUGUACAUCAUGACGGAAAUACACGAGAAAUCUCCAUAAAAUGGUCAUGCCAUUGUCCUAAUCGUCGCUGCCAUCUCCUACAAACCAAUGUUGUAUGACAUCGAAUGCGAUGAAGGAAGGGAUAUUGAAAGGAAAUAUAAA